Alosa sapidissima (American shad) is the source of this 4523-nucleotide messenger RNA. It is a transcript of the gene pgap3, whose product is annotated as post-GPI attachment to proteins phospholipase 3. Bases 331 to 1314 code for a protein of 327 amino acids. The transcript is spliced from 8 exons. Gene Ontology annotation, cellular component: endoplasmic reticulum membrane. The record is from RefSeq and is a predicted model, not a curated record. Gene Ontology annotation, biological process: GPI anchor biosynthetic process. Gene Ontology annotation, molecular function: hydrolase activity, acting on ester bonds. NCBI's taxonomy places the organism in Eukaryota, Metazoa, Chordata, Actinopteri, Clupeiformes, Clupeidae.
UGUUGGCCUACCUUCCAUGUUGAGGCAUGCGCAGUAGCCAACAUUGAUACUUCCUGGUUUUAAAAUUACAGGCGGAGUGGGUUGGCUUUUCAAGUCAACGACGCGACUGAAACCUAUUAAAGGUGCGAGUGAGGUUAAUGCACAAAUCAUUCAAGGCAACGCAUACUUAGCUAGUAGGAAUAUCGUAGUUUAGUUGACAUUAUGGCGCGCAUUUGUUGAUUGUUGUUGUCGGGGACAUGCUCGCCUGACAUGCCGCUACUGCGUCCUCGCUGUGCCUGAUCGACUGACCUGGUCGUUGUACCUGAUCGACUUGGUCGACCGACCGCCACCAUGGGUCAGUCCUUUGGUCCUGUUACCAGCUUCAUCGUGCUGGUAAGCGCCGUCCUUCUGCUGUCGGCUUCCGUUCAUAGCUCCCAGGGCGACAAGGAGCCAGUAUACCGGGAUUGCGUGAAUCAGUGUGUCCGGACCAACUGCACUGGGGCCCGGCUACGUGGUUUCCAGUCCACCCAGCCUCCUUACAUGGCGUUGACAGGUUGGACAUGUCGUGAUGACUGUAAGUACCAGUGCAUGUGGACUACUGUGGGACUGUAUCAGGCAGAGGGGUACAGAGUGCCACAAUUCCAUGGAAAAUGGCCCUUUGCUCGUUUCCUCUGUUUCGAGGAGCCGGCAUCAGCGCUGGCAUCUCUGCUGAAUGGCCUGGCCUGCCUGCUGAUGCUGCUGCGCUACCGAAGCGCUGUGCCACGCCAGAGCCCCAUGUACCACACCAUCAAUGCCUUCUCUCUGGUCUCUCUCAACGCUUGGUUCUGGUCUACAGUGUUCCACACCAGAGACACGUACCUAACUGAGAAAAUGGACUACUUCUGUGCAUCCGCAGUCAUCCUCUACUCCAUCUACAUGUGCUGUGUGAGGACGCUGGGACUGCGUCGGCCAGGUGUGUCCAGUAUGGUGGGAGCGCUGCUCAUCCUGGCCUUCACCUCCCACGUCUCCUAUCUCACGUUCAUCAGCUUUGACUAUGGAUACAACAUGGCUGCCAACGCCACCAUCGGCAUGGUGAACCUGCUGUGGUGGCUGUGCUGGUGCUGGCAGAACCGGCGCACGCUGCCCUACUGGUGGAAGUGCAGCCUGGUGGUGGUGCUGCUGCACGGCCUGGCCCUGCUGGAGCUGCUGGACUUCCCCCCGCUCUUCUGGGUGCUGGACGCACACGCCGUCUGGCACCUCAGCACCGUGCCCGUCCACUUCCUCUUCUACAGUUUCCUGAUUGAUGACAGUCUGCACCUCCUCAACACAGAGAAGACAGGAGUCAAACUCGAGUAGGGGGAAUCUCCACCUGCACCUUGUCCCCUCCUCACACACACCCAAUCAGGCAAGCGGAUGCCGGGAUGGGAGGGCCCUCAGUCUCCAUGGCGACCUGCAUGACACUCCUCUCAGCCAAAAUCCUGAGAAAUGUUUCUCUCUCUCAACUCAUGCCAUUCUGCCCAGGAAGAAAAAGAAAAACAAACUUUUUUUUCAGAUUAGGUUUGUUUUUUUUUCUUUUCCAUUUUCAGUUUGAAACUUGAUUGGUAUUUGCAUUCACUGAGCUUUGCCUUGAAAUAGGAUAAAUAGGUUUGAGGCUUUUGUUUGUACUUGUUUUCACAUAUUUUAACUUUGUCACAGACCUCACUCAUGUUAAGCACGACUUCAGACUGGUGUAGGCUUAUAUGACCACACAACUCCCUCCCUCAGUCUUUGUUAUGGCCAGAUCUUUCUGUCAGGGAAGGAGGCCAUUUUAACUGUGUGAAUUCCUGCUGUAAGACCUUGAAGUUUUUGGGUGCGCUUUGAGGUUUUCAAUAGCCCUGACACAAUUAGUAGCAGUACCUGAAUCAGACAGUAGAGGGCAGCAUAGCAUACUCACAAGGCGAGGAGGCCUGGGUGUAACUAGAUUGAUCAUCUGUUGUUAUACUUAGCACUUAGCUGCCUGUAGCAAGGACAUGCUAAUAUGCUAACAGUUAGCAUCUAUCUCUCCAGGCUCAUGCAGUGUUAAUGGGGCCAAACAACUAUUGCAGGAAACAGGUUGGAGAAUUAGUGGGGUGUACCUGUGUAAGCAGUAUUCGGGUCAGAAAGUGUUCUUCGGUAUAUACAGGCUUCACCACUUCCUUAUGUGACAUGAUUGAAUAGUUCUCUUCUUUUUUUUAUUUCUGAUGGCGGCAUGCUAUAAUCAUGAUUAUCACUCAGUUGUCUUGAGUUCCAUAUUUUUGCUCUUGUGAUUGUUUUUUCUUUUACUGUUUUAUGACUUACAACCAUAAUGUGCUUUGUCUUUCAUACUCUGGAUUGAGUUUCAGCUUUUCAGCUUUUUGUUGUACUUCUUUUCUGUUCGUUUCUUCUCUGUUCUCUUUUCUAUUUUUUGGGAAUGUUUUGUUUGUGACAGUCUUAUUUCUUUUUUCUCAUGUGUACCAGGUUUGCCUUUUCAAACAACGGGGUGGAAGCAAGGAGACCCAGUAUUCACUGAUUCUAGCUGAGCUCUUGAUCUUAUGUGGGUCACCUUGCAUCAAUGUUAGACAGUAUUUGGGGUGAGAGAGUGAGCAUGUUAGAGAUGAAUCAGUGUGAAAUGGAGGGAGGAAGGGAGGGUAAAAAUAAAAAGGAAAAAGAAGGAGGAGGAAACAGGUUCCUCUUAGCCUUGGUGUGUGUGUACGUACGUGUGUGUGCGUGUGUGUGUGUGCGCGUGUGUGUGUGUGUGUGUGUGUGUGUGUGUGUGCGUGUGUGCGCGUGCUCACAAAGUUCUGCAUGUAUCUGUGAUUGGCUCUUUUUUUGUACACAGGCAUCUCUGCACUAACUGCCUGCUUUCUUAGCUAUAAUGCUGACAUCUCUGGUGGUUUACUGAACAGAAUGUCCACACUAACAAUCAGUGUCUGCCUUACUUCCCCUGCCCUGCUUUGUCAAAAGCUUUAUGUCCUCAUCAGGUGUGUGUGUGUGUUUGUGUGUGCUCACAAAGUUUCCCACCAAGUCUAACUAACUUAUGCUUACUUUACCCCCCCGCACACACACACUAAAUGCUAACUGCCAUCACACAAUGCUGUGUUCUGUUGUCUGCCUUUGUUUAUCUGUUUGUCUGCCUUGUCCAGUUUUGAAAGUCUCACACCAAGCCUUGCACAAAUAAGAAUAGUUUCUCCUCGAGAAGGAUGUGUAACGGGAAUGUGAUGCUAUUCGAAAAUGUGAUGCUAUUGUUGAGUGCAUGUGAGCGGUUUAUUAACGAUGCAGUACUGCAUUCAAAUUUGUAAGUGAUUGAAGUAGCCUGUUCAGCUUGACAAUCUUAACAUUUGGCUUUUGUGAAUCAUUCAAUUCCCUUUUGUUAUCAGAACAUGCACCGUGGUCACAAGCUAAGUCUCGUACCACAAUAGUGCCAUAACUGUGUUUGCUUGAAGUGUGUGUGUGUGUGUGUGUGUGUUUGAGAGAGAGAGAGGAUGCACAGAAGUGAGCCAGCUUAGUUUGCGUGAGGUCGGCUGACCCGGGAGUGCUUGCUAUCCCGUGAAUUCCUGAAUGCAGUGCGUCAGACCUGUGUGUGUGUGUGUGUGAGAGAGAGAGAGACAGACAGAGUGUAUGAGUGUGUGUAAAUAUAGCUUGUUUGAGAGGCUUAGAGUGGGAGAGUCGGAGCAAAAGUUAGAGCGAGGAAAUUGGGUGGCGGGAGUGGGGAGCAGCAACACUAUCAGAACUGCCAUUUGACUGAAACUCAUCACACUUACACACACACACGCACGCACGUGUGACUCAUUUGUCUCGUCGCAUGCCUGGAGUGGGUGGCAGUCCAUCUCAAAGGGACUAAUCAUUCCGCAGGGUUGCCUGUGUACAUGGUGAUGCUUUUCUCGUAAUCGUGUAUGAGAAGGCCAGCGGAGCUCAGAUCACAAGCAUGGCGUUGACUGUAGUUGUGAUGGUGUGAGUUUAGUAGAGAUUGCAGUUUGCAGUGAAGAGCCUGACUCUUGGUUGGUUGGUUAGGAAAAUUGGCUAAUCUUUUUGUCCAUAUCCUCUGUGUCCUUGCGGCAUUUAUCAAAAGCAAGAUUUUAACAUUUGUGGUGAUGGUAAUGGUGAUGGUCCACUUGUAAACUUGUAUAACAUCCACUGAAUAUCACAACUACAACUACACCGACGCCAUGCUUGCGAUACAAAUGCACUGGCCUCUUUGUGACUUGUGAUUUUCUGGUAUGUAUUAAUUUCAUUGCCUUUCCAUGUUAACGUGUCAAAGCCUCCUGUCAGCUAAAGUUGUAUGGAAGUGACUUAUGGGAGCUGUGGUCUUAAAAGUUAUUUUGGAUUUUCACAACCUCCCCCUUCCCCCAAAGCCAAUGUGACUGUGGACUCCCAGUAGCUCCACACUGCCCCCUGCUGACUUAACACGCACCUACACCUCCAAUCACUGAACCCUCUAUGCCCUUCUGAUGCACCUUUCACUCUCUUUCUCUGUCUUUCUGAAUGCACCUCCCCUUUCUCCUCUACCACACCAAGUUGUGUUUAAAGAAAGCUUUAAGUGAUGAACUAAUUAAAAAAUGUUAUCUAUA